Messenger RNA from Mesorhabditis spiculigera, 789 nucleotides. The record is from the annotation of a GenBank genome assembly. NCBI's taxonomy places the organism in Eukaryota, Metazoa, Nematoda, Chromadorea, Rhabditida, Rhabditidae.
AUGGAAAAUCUAUCGACUACUACUGAAUAUGACUAUGAGGAAGAAGCGGAAAAGAUUCUGUUGUCCCUUCUUCAGAUGUACCUCGCUAUCAUUGUUGUAGCGGUGAACCUCUCGAUAUCUUGCUACCAGCUAGGAAUGUCGGCUAACCGCUUCUUCGCUAUGGCGUUUAAUGGGCGCUUCUAUAGCUGCGUCUCGAGCGCCGAGAUCCUGCAGCUUGUCGGCCUGAUGGUCUUUCCCUUUUUAUUCUGCGCCCCAAUCAACCUGGCCGUAUGCACCGCAAGCUACCAGAAUCUGGCUUUCACCUAUGGUUUGGACGACUCUUGUGGUUGGUAUCUAAAGUUGCUCAAUUUUAUGCCUUAUGUGCUGAUGGCGCCCUCUAUUGGCCUCGAUAUUUUUGUUUUUGUAAAGCUGCGAAAAAUGGCGCGAUCCGGUCAACCCGGUCAAAGAGAGGAUCGGGCUGGGAAACGACUAUGUAAACAGCGCCCCGGACAAGGAGAGGAUAAGCUGAUGAAGCGGUUGCAUCGACAGCUGAUCCUGAAUCACGUGUCAACGCUAAUUGCCAUGGCGGCAAGCACUGCGGUGGCCGAGUUGAUGGUUGAUAAUGAGGUCUUCAAAACAUUCCUCACCGAAAGCAUCUACAUGCCAAUGCUCACCACCCUUCAGGGGGUCGUCCUGAUCUGGUUCUUUGGCAGUUUCCCGGGCUGCAGGCACCUUCCGAAAACCGUGAGCCGAGAAGCUUCCACGAGGAAUACGCACGCUCCGUUGCCAAUUUCGGUCCGGCAUACGGCA